CCUGGCGGUCUUUUUGCCUCUUUCAUAGCUGUCCAUCUGCUAAUGUUCUGGAGCGCAGGUUCAGGGUCCGGGUGACUAACCGAGAAGGUGCUAAGGGAGCCGCUGUCCCCGCCGCACAGACUGGGGUCCACGGCUCGGCGACGCCGCCCAGACUGCCCCGCACGGGGUCCAGGACAGAGACCCCCCAGCCCGGGUGUCCGUCCGCCCCGCCCCCCGAGUCCGAUGGCGGCGGCCGCGCCCAGGGCCCCGGCGCAGGGCACUGUGACCUUUGAGGAUAUCGCCAUGUAUUUCUCCUGGGAAGAAUGGGAUCUUCUUGAUGAGGCUCAGAGACACCUGUACCAGGAUGUGAUGCUGGAGAACUUAGCACUUAUAACCUCCUUGGGUUGUGAGCAUGGAGCAGAGGAUGAGAAGGCCCCUUCUGAGCAGAGCGUUUCUGUAGAAGGAGUAUCACAGGUCAGGAUUCCCAAAACAGGUCUUCUUUCCCAGAAGGCCAACCCCUAUGAGGUGUGUGGUCCAAUCUUGAAAGACAGUUUUCACUUGGCUGAGCACUGGAAAACACAAUUCAGUGAGAAACUAUAUACCAAUGGGACACAUGGGAAAAGAUUCUGUUUCAGUGAAAACCUUCAUCACAAAAAGCAGCACGUGAGAGAUCAGCCCUUUGGAAGCAACAUAAGCAGAGCUUCAGUGGUGGUCAAGAGUUGCAGAUUGCAAGUUUCAGGGAAGCCCUUUAUCUGUGGGGAGGUUGGAAAGGACUUCCUGGCCAGCUCAGGAUUCCUCCAGCAACCAGCCACACACACUGGAGAGAAGUCAAACAGUGGAACUGAAUGCAGGAUGGCCUUCCCCAAGGGAAAGACUCAACACCACUGGGGAGACUGCACAGAAGCUUUCAGCCACAAGCACACAUUUACCCAUCACCAGAGAGUCCGCCCUGGAGAAAGAUGUUACAUGUGCAGUGAAUGUGGGAAAUCUUUUAGCCAUAACUCGAGCCUUAUUAAACACCAAAGAGUUCACACAGGAGAAAGGCCUUAUGAGUGUGGGGAAUGUGGGAAAUCCUUUAGCCAAAGCUCCAACCUCUUUCAGCAUCGGAGAGUUCACACUGGAGAAAGGCCUUAUGAGUGCAGUGAAUGUGGGAAAUCUUUUAGCCAGAGCUACAGCCUCAAUAACCAUCGGAAAGUUCACACUGGAGAAAGGCCAUUUGAGUGUGGAGAAUGUGGCAAAUCCUUUAGUCAAAGAUCUAACCUCAUUCAACAUCAGAGAAUUCACACUGGAGAAAAACCUUACGAGUGCAGUGAAUGUGGGAAGUCCUUUAAUCAAAGCUCUGCACUCUUGCAGCACCAUACCAUUCAUACUGGAGAACGGCCCUAUGAGUGCAAUGAAUGUGGGAAAUCCUUUACCUACAAUUCCAGUCUCUUAAAACAUCAGAAAGUCCACACAGGAUCAAAGCCUUAUGAGUGCAGUGAAUGUAGGAAAUCUUUUAGCCAGAAUUGCAGCCUUGUUCUACACCUGAGAGUUCACACUGGAGAAAGGCCUUAUGAGUGCAGCAAAUGUGGAAAAUCUUUUAGCCAAAGCUCUGCACUCCUUAAACACCAUAGAGUUCACACUGGAGAAAGGCCAUAUGAGUGCAGUGAGUGUGGGAAGUCCUUUAGACGAAGCUCCAACUUCAGUGACCAUCGGAGAGUUCACACUGGAGAAAGGCCUUAUAAGUGUAACCAGUGUGGGAAAUCUUUUAGUAAAAGCUCUGGCCUCACUCGACACCAGAGAAUUCAUACUGGUUUGGGCAUCAUAAAUGUCUUGAAUGAGAAAGCCAUUAGCCAAAGGCCUUAUUACCUCAUUGAUUACCACAAAAUUCACAUGGGAAAAACAACUUAGAUGUGUAGCAAAUGUAUUUCCUUGUUCAGUAUAACAACACUCAAGGAGAUCUCUUUUGAGGGUGCCAUCUGCCUAAAUUGAGUCUCAUACAUCCAAACAUCAAAAUAAAUUCCAGGUAUGGGGACGCCUGGGUGGCUCAGUGCUUAAGCGUCUGCCUUCGGCUCAGGGUGUGAUCCUGGGCUCCUGGGAUCAAAUCCCACAUGGGGCUCCCUGCAUUGAGCCUGCUUCUCCCUCUGCCUGUGUCCCUGCCUCUCUCUCUCUGUGUCUCAUGAAUAAAUAAAUCAAAUCUUAAAAAAAAAUUCCAGGUAUGUUGAGCAUAGUCCUGUGUCAGAUUUUUAUUACUGUUGGUUCUGUAGCAGCACCCGUUUACCUCUACCACCUGCAGAUGUCCACACGUGCAUCAUUUAUCUACCCUGACCUGUUCAGGGAAGUUAACCUUGGUAUUUGCCCAUUCACUGGUAAACGUGUGGGAAGCCAGAGUACUCAUUCCUUUCUCUCUGAUUAGUUAAGGCAUGGAUGGCCCAGUUGUGGUCCAGAGGACACCAUCUGAGUUCUGCUGAUGACCUGAAAAGUCACCUUUUUUAGGGAUAUUAUUGGUCUGGUGACUCUUGUGAUGGCAUUUCUAGCCCCCAAGUCACCAACCCAGGAACAGCCUUCCUCCAUUAAUCUGAUUUGUGCUAUAACAAAGCCCUUAUUGUGUAAGUCACCUUUAUUUUGAGAGUUAUUCACUCUAUGGGAUGGAUUUGGAGCAACAGAAAGACAGGAGAAACAGCUCCUGUGAGCACCCCAAUGUUUGUGUGCAUCAGAGGGCUGGAAGAGUGGUAGUCCUCUCUCUGGUUUGGCUCUUGUUUGUGUUGUUGCCCCAUGCCUCAAAGGAAAUUACAUUGGAUUUUGUGGUUAAAUUGUAGCCUGGGUGGCAGGACAUUUUGUGGUGUCAGAGCUCCCCCUGAAGGGGUGCAAUGGUGACAACCUCCAGUACUUCUGGGAACAACAUAAAAUUGUUCUUUGGUUUGCUGGGAAUAUGGCAUUGUGCUCAGCACUGGGGAAGAAAUCUGUUCCCAGGUCCUGCAGAGGAGUGAUGGACACCAAUGUCCAGAAUUCUGUGUGGUGGUGCCAGUGGCUGAAAGAUUAUAGGAGGAAUCCUAAUUGUACGCAAGUAGUAGAUGAAUAGAGAGUACAGGAGACUGCACCAAACUGGUUGAAAUGUGCCUUUUUUAAAAGGGCACUUGUGGGCAGCCCGGGUGGCUCAGCGGUUUAGCACCUGCCUUCGGCCCAGGGCAUGAUCCUGGAGUCCCCGGAUUGAGUCCCACAUCGGGCUCCCUGCAUGGAGCCUGCUUCUCCCUCUCCCUAUGUCUCUGCCUCUCUCUGUGUCUCUCAUGAAUGAAUGAAUGAAUGAAUGAAUGAAUGAAUGAAUAGGCAUUUGCUUGUUUCAGUCAGUAUGGCUGUGAAAGAUGAGCAGGUCCAGUUCUCAGAUUCUCCUGAGCUGUGAGUCUUGUGUAGUUGAGGGACUUGUCAGGAAAUAAUCUGGGAGGUGGGGGGGCUGCCUGGGGGGCUCAGUUGGCUAAGCGGCUGGCUCUUGGUUUCCACUUGGGUCAUGAUUCAGGGUUGUGAGAUCAAGUUCUAUGUACAGAUCAAGUCUCAGUAUGGAGCCUGCUUGGGAUUCUCUCUCCUCCCUGUGCGCUCCCUGCCUCCUCAUUCACACUUUCACAUGUGCGCUCUUCCCCUGCUCCCCCCACAAAAAAAACUAAGAGUUUUACAGAUUCCUGUAGUUUAUCUGCAUUGUUCACCAUCAGGCCAUUGCUGCACAGGAAGGAAAACAAAGGUAGAAGGAAGAUCUGAGUCCAACAGUGCAGGCUUUGUUACCUAGCCUGAAUUCCUGAGGACUCAUGUGGAAAUGGGUUUCAUUACUCCCCUGUAUUUGCUGCCACUGAGGCAAGGUGCUGACCUCGGCAUUAUAAGGGAUAUGGUAGGGUCAAUAUAGGUUUGCCAAACUUUAUUUUUUGAAACCAAAGAAUUUUUUUUAUAAUUCUGUUAAUGUCUUCUUGGUAUAGUUAAUAAAUUGUCCAUAUGUAAACUGUAUCAUUUGAUGAGUUUUGACAUUCAUGUAAACCCAUGAAACCAUCUUCACAAUCAACAAUGUGCAUGUCACUCCAUAUUCACUCAUGCCCUUUAAUUAUCUCUUUUUCUCUGCCCUCCAGGAAAAUGUGGCUUUACUUUCUUCUUUGGUUCAUAUGUAUUUUCUGUAAUUUUACAUGAAAAUAAAAUGUUUAGUUUUUUUUUC
Messenger RNA from Canis lupus familiaris (dog), 4150 nucleotides. Its product is annotated as zinc finger protein OZF. The record is from RefSeq and is a predicted model, not a curated record. Gene Ontology annotation, molecular function: DNA-binding transcription factor activity; RNA polymerase II cis-regulatory region sequence-specific DNA binding. The transcript is spliced from 3 exons. Gene Ontology annotation, biological process: regulation of transcription by RNA polymerase II. Bases 223 to 1869 code for a protein of 548 amino acids. Lineage: Eukaryota; Metazoa; Chordata; Mammalia; Carnivora; Canidae.